GAUCGAGAAGCUGGUGCAGAUGUAUCCACAUCUGAAGAGGAUACCUAUCGCUUCCUAUACUGAUGUGAUGCCACGUGUCUUAAUCGGUGUUGACAAUAUUCAUCUAGGAAAGCCAUCUCGAUGCGUCGAAGGAGGGUUUGACGAACCGAUUGCUGCUUAAACGAGACUUGGAUGGACGGUAUUUGGUCCGUGUUGCGAAACUUAUGCCGUGAAUACAAACAAGUACAGCAACUUCCAUCUAUGCAUCUACAAUGAAAGAGAAAAUCAAAAGUCGAUCACAGCGCUCAAUGAAUACUCCCCUGUGGAUUCACGUGAAAGCAGUGAUUCGAGGAAAUUGAUUCCGGAAGAAGAUGGUCGGACUACACAAGUAACAAUUGACAGUGAGCUUGUUGGCAAAGGGGGUGUGAAACCUGAGGUUGGAAGGAAAAGGUGAGCUAAAUUCAAAAAACUUUGCGGUAGACAGGUUGAAGGAAUGAGAUAGCAUAUGGAAAGAAAGAGAACGAAUGAGACAUGAUGCGAUGACACUUCAAAAUUGUACACAUAAACAAACCGGCGCCACCAUACGAUGAAUAAGCUUUCAGCUAAAACAGUGAUUUUGUUUGAUUUGUGCGUAUUAUUCUGCGAUUUUUGAAGUGAAAAUGGAAAAUGUGAAGCGUGCCAAGAAAAGCGGAAUGCUCAGCAAGCUGGGCAAAGCGAUAAGGGAAGAGUGCGAACGAGAAUGGGAGGCUGAAAACCAACCAGGAACCAGCAGACGCCUACGGACGCCACCAGUUUCUGAUAUUCCUGUUGUGUUUCCUGAUGUUGAGGAUUCUGGUGAGGAGAUUCCCUCGUAUGAUGACAUUGGCGUACUAGAGGACGAUGAGUUCGAAGAAGAAUGGCUGGAACAGUCUUUCAUAGAGAGCGACGAAGACGAAGAGGACCAGCCUGCUUAUGAGAACGAUGAUAAAGCGCAGCGAAACGAGAAGUUCUAAAAGAAACUGCGAAU
This is a messenger RNA of Anopheles funestus (African malaria mosquito), 985 nucleotides long. RefSeq lists its product as uncharacterized. The record is from RefSeq and is a predicted model, not a curated record. Bases 639 to 971 code for a protein of 110 amino acids. Lineage: Eukaryota; Metazoa; Arthropoda; Insecta; Diptera; Culicidae. The transcript has 2 exons.